Molecule: messenger RNA, 1080 nt
Organism: Apis mellifera (honey bee)
Lineage: Eukaryota; Metazoa; Arthropoda; Insecta; Hymenoptera; Apidae
Product: protein-lysine N-methyltransferase EEF2KMT
Exons: 5
Coding region: 27-1046 (339 amino acids)
Source: RefSeq, a predicted model, not a curated record
AUUUAUAAAUAUAAUAAUACAAUAAAAUGAAUUGCAAUAUGUUUGAUAUGAAUAAUUUAAUUAAAUAUUUUCUCUCUUGCACAUCGAUAAAUACAAUGGAGAUACUUCUUCAGUCUUCUCAAGAAAGUAUCGAUUAUUUGCUUAAUUUAGAAAAACAAGAGGAAAUUUUAAAAAAUACAGUAAAUAGUGAUUUAAUUAAAAAAUAUCCAAUAAAACAAUCUUAUCAAAGAGCAUUCUUAAAAUGGCUUAUGAAUAAGAUUGAAGAGAAAGAUGGUGAAAUUUGUGAUAUUAUGUAUAUUACAUAUUGUAAUUUAAUAUCUUCUACAAUCAAAGAAUCUAUUCAUUAUCGACAUUUUUUAAUAGAAAAUGAUUGUGUUAGUAUAAAAGAAAGCACAAAUAUUAUAUCAGAAGGUACAACAGGAUUAUGUAGUUGGCAGGGAGCUAUAGAAUUAAGUAAAUGGUGCAUGAAAAAUAAGAACAAAUUCUAUGGAAAAGUUGUUUUAGAACUAGGUUGUGGAGUUGGAUUAACAGGAUUGUGUAUUAUUAAAAAAUGUUUUCCCAAACAAUAUAUAUUUACAGAUUGUCACAAAAUUGUUCUUAAAAUGGUUUCUGAAAAUAUUAAAUUUAAUUUAUUAAAUAAUGAAAACAAAAUACAACCAGAAUUAAAAUAUGAUGAUAGAUUAAAAUUACAAUUAAAAUAUAAUUAUACAGAUGUUAAAGUAAUGGAAUUAAAAUGGGAAGAUAUUAAUAAAUAUGUGAAUGAACAAUGGACUGUACCUGAUAUUAUAAUUGGAGCUGAUAUUUUAUAUGAUGCCAAAUCAUUUUAUGAAUUAAUAUUAGGAUUAAAAAAAUUAUUGUCUUUUGUUAUGGAUGGAUAUGCUAUUAUUGCAGCAACAAUUCGCAAUGAAAAUACUGUUUCACAAUUUCUUUAUCAAUUAGAAAAUCACAAUCUUUCUUUUGAAGAAUAUAAUGUAUCGCAGCAAACAGUGCAUGUACAAUUAACAAAUUUACCUAUUAAAAUAUUAAAAAUUUUUUGGAAAAGAUGAUGAUAAAUUUUGAUUAAUAUUAUUAUUUUUAUUG